This is a messenger RNA of Pogonomyrmex barbatus (red harvester ant), 588 nucleotides long. Its product is annotated as structural maintenance of chromosomes protein 1A-like. The record is from RefSeq and is a predicted model, not a curated record. Gene Ontology annotation, cellular component: cohesin complex; nucleus; chromosome. NCBI's taxonomy places the organism in Eukaryota, Metazoa, Arthropoda, Insecta, Hymenoptera, Formicidae. Gene Ontology annotation, molecular function: protein binding; ATP binding; DNA binding. Gene Ontology annotation, biological process: sister chromatid cohesion.
AUGUCGAUUUCCUUAAAUACUAUUACGAUUUCCAACUUUAAGACAUUCAAAGGAGAAACAGUAAUCGGUCCUAUUCAGCCAUUUACGGCAAUAAUCGGUCCAAAUGGAUCUGGAAAAUCAAAUAUUAUGGAUGCUGUAAGGUUCGUAUUAGGGGAGAAAUCUAGCGCUUUGCGCGUUAAACGCCUUAACGAACUCAUUUAUGGAUAUCCUGAAGAAUUAUCAGCAUAUGGUGCUACCUAUGUAAAAAUCAUCUUUGUGAUAGACGACAUUGAAGAAAAGAAUUUCACAAGAACGAUACAUGGCGAAAUUAGUCAAUACAAAAUGGAUGACAAGAUUGUUACGAGCGUAAUUUAUAUGGCUGAAUUGCAAAAAAUGAAUUUGGAUAUAAAGGCAGGGAAUUUUUUAAUACCUCAGGGCUACAUUGAAAGUUAUGCAUUAAAAACUCCAAAAGAAUUGACCGAGAUGUUUGAAGAGAUUAGUAAUUCAAAUGCGUAUAAAGCAGAUUAUGAUAGGUACACGAGAACUUCUAUUUUAACUGAUUACAUUAGUUUUGCUAUAAGAUUUAGUAAAUUGAUUAGAUAUUUUUGA